Chiroxiphia lanceolata (lance-tailed manakin) is the source of this 1412-nucleotide messenger RNA. It is a transcript of the gene NUBP1, whose product is annotated as nucleotide binding protein 1. Gene Ontology annotation, molecular function: ATP hydrolysis activity; ATP-dependent FeS chaperone activity; ATP binding. The record is from RefSeq and is a predicted model, not a curated record. Gene Ontology annotation, cellular component: cytosol. NCBI's taxonomy places the organism in Eukaryota, Metazoa, Chordata, Aves, Passeriformes, Pipridae. Gene Ontology annotation, biological process: iron-sulfur cluster assembly.
AUGUCACCGAGGCUGAAGAGGGUGUCAGUGGAUCCCUCCGGCGGUGUCACCGGAGCCCCCAGAGCAGAGCCCCGGGGAUGUCACCGAAGCCCCCCGGCGGUGUCAGUGGAUCCCUCCGGGGUGUCACCAGAUCCCCCCCGAGGUGUCAACGGGUCCCCGCAGAGAUGUCACCAGAUCUCCCUCCCAGGUGUCACCAGAUCCCCCCCCGAGGUGUCACCGGGUCCCCCUGAGGUGCCACCGCGGCCUCGCAGCGCCCCCUGGCGGAGCGCUCCCGGCGGCCGCAGGCCCCGCCCCCGCCGGCCCCGCCCCCGUCGGCCGGAGCCCCGCCCGCCGCACCCGCGCCACAGCCCUCGCUGUGCCUUGCAGAGUGCCCGGGGACCGGCAGCGCCCAGGCGGGCAGCGCGGCCGCCUGCCAGGGAUGCCCCAACCAGGGCUGUGCGCGGCCGGCGCGGCCGGGCCGGACCGGCCGAGGCGGCGGAGCUGCGGGCGCGGCUGCGGGCGGUGCGGCACACGGUGCUGGUGCUGUCCGGCAAGGGCGGCGUGGGCAAGAGCACCUUCAGCGCCGCCCUGGCGCACGGGCUGGCGGCCGACGAGCACAAGCAGGUUGCUCUGCUGGACAUCGAUAUCUGCGGGCCGUCGAUCCCUAAAAUGAUGGGUCUGGAAGGAGAACAGGUUCAUCAGAGUGGAUCCGGAUGGUCUCCAGUGUAUGUUGAAGAAAACUUAGGUGUCAUGUCAGUGGGAUUCUUGCUUAGCAGCCCUGAUGAUGCAGUCAUCUGGAGAGGACCAAAAAAAAAUGGGCUGAUCAAGCAGUUCCUCCGUGACGUGGACUGGGGGGAGGUCGAUUACCUGAUCGUGGACACACCUCCGGGGACGUCGGACGAGCACCUGUCCAUCGUGCAGUACCUCAGUGCCACCCACGUCGAUGGGGCUGUCAUAGUCACCACCCCGCAGGAGAUAUCGCUUCAGGAUGUUCGGAAGGAGAUCAACUUCUGCCACAAGGUGAUGCCCAUCAUAGGUGUUGUGGAAAACAUGAGUGGCUUUGUGUGUCCAAAGUGUAAGAAAGAAUCCCAGAUCUUUCCCCCAACUACUGGUGGUGCAGAGAAGAUGUGCCAGAAUUUGAAUGUCUCCCUCCUGGGUAAAGUGCCUCUAGAUCCACAGAUAGGAAGAAGUUGUGACAGAGGGCAGUCAUUCCUGUCCGAAGCACCAGAUUCUCCAGCUACAUUGUCUUACAGGAAUAUCAUUCAAAGAAUUCAGGAGUACUGUGAACAACAACAUUCUCAAGAAGAAAAGAUGAUCUAAUCUGUGAAUGGAAUAAAAAAUGUAGCUCUUGUUCAAAAGUAACUUAUGCCUUGAUUUAAUAGAAGGAAUGUAUUCUUUUUGUAUAUUGCAAAUAAAUUCUUAAUAUAAAUGUU